This is a messenger RNA of Dipodomys ordii (Ord's kangaroo rat), 945 nucleotides long. RefSeq names its product olfactory receptor 2G2-like. The transcript has a single exon. Bases 1 to 945 code for a protein of 314 amino acids. The record is from RefSeq and is a predicted model, not a curated record. Gene Ontology annotation, molecular function: olfactory receptor activity; G protein-coupled receptor activity. Gene Ontology annotation, cellular component: membrane. Lineage: Eukaryota; Metazoa; Chordata; Mammalia; Rodentia; Heteromyidae. Gene Ontology annotation, biological process: G protein-coupled receptor signaling pathway.
AUGUGGUGGGGUAAUGACAGUGACCUCCCUGGCUUCAUUCUGGUUGGUUUUUCAGACCGGCCUCAGUUAGAAUUGAUUCUCUUUGGGGUAAUCUUGUUCCUUUACCUCAUGACCCUUCUUGGCAACACUACCAUCAUUCUAGUGUCCCUUGUGGAUUCAAAGCUCCACACUCCCAUGUACUUCUUCCUGUCCCAUCUCUCCUUCCUGGACCUGUGCUUUACCAGUAGCAUAAUCCCUCAGCUUCUAGUCAACCUUCGAGGUUCAGAUAAGUCCAUCACCUAUGGGGGCUGUGUGGUUCAGCUCUAUGUCUCCCUUGCAUUGGGAUCCACUGAGUGUGUUCUCCUGGCCGUGAUGUCCUACGAUCGCUAUGUGGCUGUCUGCAGACCCCUCCAUUACGCUUUUGCUAUGCAUCCCCAGCUUUGCAUGACUCUGGCAUCUAUGGCAUGGCUCAGUGGAGUGGCCACCACCUUGGUACAAUCCACCCUCACCAUGCAGCUGCCCUUCUGCGGACACCGCCGAGUGGAUCAUUUCUUCUGUGAGGUCCCUGUGCUCAUCAAGUUGGCUUGUGUGGACACCACCUUCAACCAGGCCGAGCUCUUUGUGGCUAGUGUCUUAUUCUUAGUGCUGCCCUUGUCACUCAUCUUGGUCUCCUAUGGCUACAUUACCCAAGCGGUGUUGAGGAUCAAGUCAGCUACUGGGAGACAGAAAGCAUUUGGGACGUGUUCCUCCCACCUCCUGGUGGUCACCAUCUUCUAUGGAACCAUCAUCUUCAUGUACCUGCAGCCUGCCAAGAGUCGAUCCAAGGACCAGGGGAAGUUUGUUUCCCUCUUCUACACGGUGGUGACCCCCAUGCUGAACCCUCUUAUUUAUACCCUGAGGAACAAGGAAGUGAAGGCAGCACUGAAGAAAAUUCUAGGGAAUAAAACGUUGAGCCGCACUUUUUGA